AUGGACCGCAUUAAGGAGAAAAUGAACCAGCUCCGCCUGGAGGCUGAUGAGGCCACGGGCAAGGUCGAAGAGCUCCAGAGCAAGGUCAAGGUGCUGGAGCAGGAGAACCUUUCCAAGGAGCAGGAGAUCACCUCGUUGCAGCACAAGAACAACCUCCUCGAGACCGAGGUUGAGAAGCUUGAGACUGCCAUCAAGGACUUCAAGAAGGCCGCCGAUGAGGGCCAGCAGCACGGCACCCAGAACGAGACCCUCUCCCGGAGGCUGCAGCUGCUCGAGGAGGAGGCCGAGGAGGCCGACAAGACCCUUCGUGAGGCCAACGAGAAGUACGUCACUCAUCCACGCAAACCACCUGCUUUCGCCCAGCACAUUGCCAAGCUCCGACAGACUGACGUCAAGGCCGGCCAUUUCGAGCGUAAAGUGCAAGCCCUCGAGGCCGAACGCGACCAGUGGGAGUCAAAGUACGAGGAGAUGGCCAAGAAGCACAGCCAGCUCCAGGGCGAGCUCGAUGCACUACAACUCGAGAUCGGCAACAUCUGA
Molecule: messenger RNA, 537 nt
Organism: Thyridium curvatum
Lineage: Eukaryota; Fungi; Ascomycota; Sordariomycetes; Thyridiales; Thyridiaceae
Exons: 3
Coding region: 1-537 (178 amino acids)
Source: RefSeq, a predicted model, not a curated record